CCAUUAUAGUGGGACAUUAAUAGAUUUGUAAACCAGCAAAACAACAAAACUCAAAUCAUAAUAGAGAAAACAGAGAAUCUAUGAACAGCUGCGACCCAGCAACCACCUUUGCCCCAUCCUCGCAUGUGCCACGCUCUCUCUACCUUCAAAAGUCAGCAUAUAAAACUACAAAAAAUAGGAGUUAAAAAAAAAAAAAACUUCAAAUUGGCCCAUCAAACUCAGAUCUCCAAACCCAAUUCAAAUUCUUUGUUUUCACAUCACGUACACAUCAUUUGGCUCUGCGCGAACCCAAAAACUGAGUAAAAAGAAGAAAUACUUCAAUUAGAAGUUGCUUUCAUGGCUAUCACUAUGUCUAUUACUGAUACAUCAAAGCACAAUGCCUAUGGGGGGACUUUGGUUUUACGGUGUAGUGGCGACAUAACUUUGUGAAAAGUGACUGUAUCAGACUAAUUUUAACAAAAAAGGAGAUCAUAAUUGUACUGCUUUUUGGAGAUGUUGUGCGCUUGUUCAGGAGAGCAAUUCAAAUUUGAAGAGCCGGAGCGGGAACCACAGUCGCCGGAGUCGCUGGCGACACGUGAUUUCUCUGCGAGUGGCCUUUCAUCGUCGAGGACAGGAGACUGGGAUUCAAAAUUUGAAGAUGCCCAAGUGGAUGAAGCUGAGUCCACACUAAAAGAGGCUCUUUCCUUAAAUUAUGAGGAGGCUAGGGCUUUGUUGGGAAGGCUUGAAUACCAAAGAGGGAACUUUGAUGCUGCCCUUCAAGUGUUCCAGGGGAUUGACAUCAAAAGUAUAUUACCAAGGAUGACAAAGGCCAUAACCGAGAGAACUCGGCAGCGAAAGUCGCGUUCCAAAGGUGAAAAUGUGCCAGUUGCUGUAAUGUCACUGCAUUCCGUGAGUCUGCUUCUCGAAGCAAUCUUGCUCAAAGCAAAGUCAUUGGAGGAGCUUGGCCGGAUUAAAGAGGCGGCAAGACAGUGCAAGAUCAUUAUAGAUACGGUUGAAUCAGCACUACCUAAUGGAAUGCCUGAGGGGAUUGGUGACGACUGCAAGCUGCAGGAGAUGUUCCACAAAGCAUUAGAGUUGCUUCCUAAGAUGUGGAUACAGGUAGGCUUUCUUGAUGAAGCAAUCUCAGCAUAUCGACGUGUUCUAGUCAAGCCGUGGGGUUUGGAUUCCCAAAGGUUGGCCAGUGUACAAAAAGACUUAGCUGCCACGUUACUUUACUGUGGUGUUGAAGCAAGCCUUCCCCCUCAGUUACAAGUAUGGGGUCCAUCGACCCCUAAAAGUAACAUAGAGGAAGCAACCCUUUUGUUGUUCAUACUCAUGAGAAAGGUGCUACAUGGUGAAAUAGAGUGGGAUCCAGAAAUUAUGGAUCAUCUGACUUUUGCACUUUCAGUGUCUGGGCAUUUUGAAGCUUUAGCAGAUCAUGUGGAACAGGUCCUUCCGGGUACCUAUAACCGAGCCGAGAGGUGGUACUUUCUUGCCCUUUGUUUCAGUGCUGCAGGUCAGAAUGAUGCAGCAUUGAGCCUUCUAAAGAAGGUUUCGGGGUGUUCAGAAGCAGGUCAAAAUCCUCAUUUCCCUUCUUUUUUGUUGGGAGCGAAAUUAUGUUCUCAAGAUGCAAAGCAUGCUCAUGAGGGGAUAAAGUUUGCUCGGAGAGUGAUAGAUUUAGCAAAUAAUCGAAAUGAACAUUUCAUGGGUCAGGCUCAUAGAUUCCUUGGUGUUUGUUACGGGAGUGCAGCCAGAGUUUCGUUUCAAGAUUCUGAAAGAGGUUUCUUUCAUAAAGAAUCUUUGAACUCUUUAAACCAUGCUGCUCAAAUUGGUAAGGAGGAUCCAGAGGUAGUGUUUAAUCUUGGGUCGGAGAACUUCCUACAAAGGAAUCUGGUUGCAGCCUUCGAUAAUGUAAUGUUAUACUCUGAUAUGGUGGCUGGAAGCUCAGUAAAAGGUUGGAAGCUAUUAGCUCUGGUAGUAUCUGCAGAGCAAAAAUUCAAAGAUGCUGAAACAAUAGUUGAUCUUGCUUUGGAUGAGAAUGGGCGGAUUGACCAGUUAGAACUUCUUAGGCUUAAAGCUGUGCUUCAAAUUGCUCAAGAACAGCCCAAGCAAGCAAUUGAGACCUACAGAGUUUUGCUAUCUCUAAUUCAAGCACAAAGAGAACGUCAAACUGAGGACUUCAACUAUGAGGUUUUGGCAGAAAGAAAAUUAGAAAUGGAAGCUUGGCAAGAUUUGGCUAAGAUCUACACAGACCUUGAAUCGUUGCUCGAUGCACAAAUUUGUGUGGACAAAGCCAAGGCAAUUGAUUUUUAUUCCCCCAGAAGUUGGCAUACAACAGGCAUGUUGUUUAAAUCUCAAGCACAAUACAAGGAAGCCCUAGUUGCCUUCUCUGUUUCACUCUCAAUAGAACCAGAUUAUGUUCCCGGUAUUGUUUCAACCGCAGAAGUAUUACUGAAUAUGAGUAGUCAAUCGAUUCCAAUAGCAAGAAGUUUCUUAAUGAAUGCUCUGCGUUUAGAACCCACGAACCAUGAUGCUUGGUUUAACCUUGGAUUGAUUGCUAAGAUGGAAGGCUCGAUACAGCAAGCAGCAGACAUUUUCCAAGCUGCACACGAGCUCAAGAUGUCAGCACCUGUUCAAAGCUUCGUAUGAGACGUCAUUUUAAGCAAUUAGCUCGAAAAUGACACCGUGAAGUACAACUUAGAGCAUUGCCUUCUCUCUGUAAGUUUUUGAAUCUUGUAAUUACAUUCAUUUGCCAAGGUUAGGGGCUUCUCAAUGAAUCAAAAGAAGAUAUUUAAUAGGGAGGGAGACUAAAUUUCGUGCCGGAUGUGUUCUAAACAUGUUAGGGUUCACUUUGCUUUGUUGUAAUAUUGUCUGUAGUGACCGGCACUGAAUGGAAUGAAUUUGUUGAUGGGAAUAUUUUGUUCCAAGUGUAAUGUGCCACAUUUAUUCUUUCAGCUGCUUUUGCACGUAUAUGUGAUUUGAUACUGGUAUAACACCUUCCUCUUUCACCGAUUGCAUGAAACUGAGAAAUCAUGAUUUCGGUUCACGCCAAAUUUGAACCAAAAUUUAUUUUACAUUUUACUGCCAGCCAUUUCCAUUUUUUUUUUUUCAAGUUUGCCAUAUCUGGAUAAAAGUAGUCAGUAAUAUGCAGGAAAGGAAAUUGUAGCAUCUCAAAUAAUUACUUGCAUUAACUAAAAAUUACAUAAGAAGAAAAUAGAAUAAUUUACAUAUAACUGUAUGACUAGAACAAAGCUGGAGAUGGUGAUGGUUGUGGGGUGGGGGAAGAGCUCGUACGCCAAACUCCUGUACAACGAUCAGGUCAGGUGAAGAAGAAGGAAGAGGAAGAAGCAAAGGUGAAACAUUGGAGAUACAAACAUUUGCAACUUUAUUAUCUACUUGUGUUACAUAAUAAUUCAUUCUAGAGUAGCAUACACCAAAGAAGCAUUUGUGCGAGUCAUCGACAGUCUGCUUCAGAAAUGCUGACAACCAAAAUGUUGAGAUUAUUCCAAAUAA
Molecule: messenger RNA, 3492 nt
Organism: Cornus florida
Lineage: Eukaryota; Viridiplantae; Streptophyta; Magnoliopsida; Cornales; Cornaceae
Product: protein NPGR1
Exons: 6
Coding region: 493-2628 (711 amino acids)
Molecular function (GO): protein binding
Source: RefSeq, a predicted model, not a curated record